Messenger RNA from Rhipicephalus sanguineus (brown dog tick), 3652 nucleotides. RefSeq names its product FGGY carbohydrate kinase domain-containing protein. Gene Ontology annotation, biological process: carbohydrate metabolic process. The record is from RefSeq and is a predicted model, not a curated record. Lineage: Eukaryota; Metazoa; Arthropoda; Arachnida; Ixodida; Ixodidae. Bases 341 to 2002 code for a protein of 553 amino acids. The transcript is spliced from 12 exons. Gene Ontology annotation, molecular function: phosphotransferase activity, alcohol group as acceptor; kinase activity.
AAGUCGUUGGACGGUGGCGCUGAACGCAUGGCGCGAAUAGAGCUCGCGAGGGGCGGGCGGGGGACUGCAGAGACUGCCGCCAAGGUCGCUCGCCCGAGCCUGCAGCCACGCGCGGUGCGGCGAGGCAGGUUUAGUGUGACAGCAGCUGCCGACGAGAUAAACGCGUCGGCGCCGCCACAGACAGCACCCCCCUCUCCGGCACUCGUGCUCGACAAACGCUCUCACGCUGGCUCCCAGUCCCAGGACGACCGGUGCACAAGGGGAGCGCGACGAAGGUUCGCGCUCGCCGCACCGCCGGCAACAACCACCGCGCGGUGCACCGCAGAAAGGGACCACCGGCAUGCAGUUCGUGUCCGUGGACGUGGGGACGCAGAGCGUCCGCGCCGCUCUCGUGAGCGAGAAAGGGCGCUUCCUGAAGACCGCGUCGCGACCGCUGGAGACGUGGAACCCGCAGCCUGAGUUUUACCAGCAGUCGUCGGACCAGAUAUGGAAGGCCUGCUGCGAAGCCGUCAAGGAGGUAUGCCGGGACGCCAAGGAUGUGCGCGGAAUCGGCUUCGACGCCACCUGCUCCCUCGUGCUUCUGGACGACGCCGGUCGACCACUCACCGUCAGCCUCAAAGGCGAACCGGAACAAAACGUAGUGCUGUGGAUGGACCACCGCGCCGUGUCGGAGGCCGAGGCCAUCAGUGCGACGGGACAUUCCGUGCUGCGGUUUGUCGGUGGAACGAUGUCCCCCGAGAUGCAGCCGCCAAAACUUCUCUGGCUUAAACAGAACCUGCCGUCCACGUGGGAGCGCCUGGGUCUCGCUUUGGACCUGCCUGACUUCCUGACGUGGCGCGCCACCGGCUGCGCGUCACGCUCCCUGUGUUCGGCAGUGUGCAAGUGGACCUACCAGGCGGGCUCGGCGCCAGGCUCGGACAUGGAGCCCGGAUGGCAGGAGUCCUUCUGGAUUCGUAUCGGCCUCGAAGACCUGACAAAAGACAGCUAUCGCAUCAUAGGACAGGAGUUCUGGCCUCCGGGUGCCCCUUGUGGCCGUGGCCUCAGUAUGGAAGCCGGCUUGCAGCUGGGCCUGAAGAAAGGCACACCCGUCGCCACUUCUAUCAUAGAUGCGCACGCCGGAGGCCUUGGUUUGCUUGGCUGCGAAGCUGAAGGGGAAUUCUGCAAGUCAUUCUCUCGCCGCCUGGCCAUCAUUGCCGGAACAUCCACUUGCCAUAUGCUGGCGAACGAGAACUGUAUCUUCACUCCAGGCGUGUGGGGCCCCUACUUCUCGGCCAUGGUUCCAGGCAUGUGGCUGAGCGAAGCCGGGCAGAGCGCUGCCGGAGCAUUGGUAGACCAUGUGAUUUCGACGCACCCUGCAUACCCGCUGGUACAGGCGAAAACGAAGCCAGGCCGGAGGCCAGAGGACACACUGAACGCUAUGCUGCUGACCAUGUGCGAGCAACGUGGCCUCGAUUCCCCGUCGCAGCUUGUGGCUGACCUGCACGUGUGGCCCGACUUCCAUGGGAACAGGUCGCCGGUCGCGGAUCCGAAUCUACGAGGCAUGAUAAGCGGACUGACGCUAUCGGCUGGUGAAGAAGACCUUGCGAAGCUUUACCUGGCUACUCUGCAGGCGCUGGCGUAUGGAACGCGCCACAUCAUGGACUCAUUGGCCGACACGGGUCACUCGGUUUCCAGUCUGCUCAUGUGUGGUGGAAUGGCCAAGAACCCCUUGUACGUGGAACUGCAUGCCGAUGCUACGGGAAUGCCGGUGCUGCUGCCUUCGGAGACCGAGUCGGUGCUGCUCGGCGGCGCCAUCCUGGCGGCCAGCGCGAGCGGUCGCUACAAGAGCGUCACGGAGGCCAUGCUCCGCAUGGGUGGCUCGGGCAAAGUACUGGCGCCGCGUGCCAGCGAGCGGCGGUUCCACGACGCCAAGUACACCGCCUUCCGCGCCCUCCUCGACUGCCAGUUACGUCUCAGGGAGAUCAUGUCGCCUAGUGGGAGACCAUCGUCCUCGUGCUCUUGACCUCAGUUCUCGCUCUUCUCUAUCACGAACUGGACACAGCGCUCCGAGUCCCCGUCUAAGGAAAGCGUAUCGACGCAGAGUGUCGACUGCCACCUAUUACUCGCUGAGGCAGGAACUCAGACAAGAAUACCUCUUGUGAUACUCGUUCGGACGGCAGAUAUUUCCAUGAUGGGCAUAUUCCGCCUUUAUUUCACAUUCCGAGUUACAAGUUAUCGACGAAACAUAAAUGAUAUUGACAGCGCAUGUAGCGUACAAGAACGCCUUUUUUAUCGUGGAGGUGCUCAUACCGCUCUCUCUUUUCGGGUAUUAGUAUCCAGCCACUCACAACUUAGUGUGGAAACCGUUGCGAUCUGAACGGCUGCCGCCCCUAGAGGUGUCCCUGAUGGCUCCGUUACAUACUUCCGUGUCAAAGUAAACAGGGCAAGCCUCACCAGCCAAGUCAUUGUGAUCAGCUUGCGGCUCCAUGUUCAUUUCCGUUCAUUCCGGCACAUGGGUAUGAUAUAGAUGAAAUAGUUUAUUAUAAAAACGGUACUUGCGUGUGAGCUGCAACCACUACAUCCCAUGUUAAACAAGGUACACAUAUGCGACUUCAAUUUCUUAAAUAACACGGGAAUGAAAAUUGGCAUUUGUGGCAUAUUGAUAUUUUGCGUGCAAUUCUUAUAUCACUCAGCUUACCUUCCUCGCUGUCUGCUGCACCAUGGUGCAAUGGGAGCAGGCCUGCUGACACGAGAGAAUACGUGUGUCUUGCGUUGGCUGUACGAAAUGACUUGCGAAUUGUAUUAUUUACGCGCAGCUAUACGUCGCGGAUUCGCUGUGCUGUAUACCGUGUGUUGCUUAAGAGAAAACUCAUCAGCGCCAAUCAUUAUUGGCAUGGCGACGCCUUGUAGUCGCAUCCUGGAAAGGGCGCUUCCGUUGCUUCUUCCUUGUUGGCGUGGUUUCAUUUUCAAUGCGCAAAAAAUAACGUGAGAUUGCUCACGCUCAUAAAACGCUUGCUUCAAUCAUACGACUGCGAUGACGGCUUUUCUAUUCAAAACAAUACGUCGCAGAAAGAUUUUUUUUAUUGAGCUGCUAUAAACCAAUCAGCUAGCUUUUGUACAGACGCAAACCAAUCAUGACCCUGUUACUAAAAGUAUUCGUUACUGCAAAGACAAUAUGUACUUUGACAUCAUUUACCAUGUAGAGAAAAAGCGCGGUGUAGAAAAACGCACUAAAAAUAUACCAAAUAUGGUAUGCGCGAGCUUCACAUUGUGAUCAAAUUGUGAAAUUAUUCACAUUAUAGUGCUGGCAAACGAAUAGUCUGCCAUGGGCUCAAUAAGCGUGCCACGCAAGCGUGGUAUAACUUAUCUGGACAAUUUCUGCGAAAAUGCUUUUUUCGUAAACAGUGAUCUCACUGAAUAUUAGGCAGUCCUGAGUCGGGCAUCUGCUGCAGCUCUGCUGACGCAGGCUGCCAACCAUUUCCAGUGGCAGCCUGCGUCCGCAAAGGUCCUGCGGACGCCCGCCUAAAGCUUUCUAUUUACAAACAAGAUAAAUGUUCUCGUACAUACGGCAGUGUAAACGAAUGACCCCGUGUAAAGAAUUGCGUGGUGAUAUUCAUUUUCUGCUGCUGCUGGCAAGCGGACCAAUCAUUUGAAAAGAAUAAAGUGCACUAUA